AUGUCCACCGCCCAGUUGAUCUGCCUCACGAUUACGGCUUACCGUAAGCCUGGGCUCGGCGAGGACGAAUACCGAGAGUACAUGACAAAUGUCCAUGCGCCGCUGGUAAGCAGCUUAAUGGAGGAAUACGGUAUUGUUCGGUAUACCAUGGCGCACAGCACCAGCCAAUCUAGGCCGAUGCUUUUUCAGCUCUACGAUCCGCAGUUCUCGAAGCUUUCCGACUACGACUGCAUUGUGCAGUUUGUCUUUCGGAAGCUCGAGGAUUUUCGGCGCAUGAAGGCCGAUCCCGAAUUCCUUGCCAAGAUCGCCCCAGAUCACGCGAAGUUCGCCGACACAACGAGAUCUACGUGA
Messenger RNA from Anthostomella pinea, 351 nucleotides. NCBI's taxonomy places the organism in Eukaryota, Fungi, Ascomycota, Sordariomycetes, Xylariales, Xylariaceae. The record is from the annotation of a GenBank genome assembly.